AUGAAUGAAUGGCACAACACCAAUGUACCUUUGCAUCCACUGCUGUUGAUGCUUAUGCCCACUGCCGUCUCUACUCUUUGUCACAGCCAUCCUCUUGAAUACGUAGGACUUAACAAUGCAAAGAUGUUAUAUUCCAAAUUCCUUUCUGACAUUUCAAGAUCCGCCGCCGUCGUCACACAACUGACUGUGAUUUAUCUACACCAAGCCAACAGUGGUAUGAUGAUGGACAUGUCAUAUGCUUCAGAGGUCUAUGACAUGAGAUGUGAUGUAUGCUCAGGAGGCAUAGGACAUAGGCAGUGGUAUCCAGACCAAUUAUGUAAUGCAUACUACUACAAUGAUCGUUCUGAAAUGAGGAUAAAUAUUGGUUUCUGUAUACUGAACUUGAAUCCAGAUGAUAUCACAUGGUCAAAAACAAAUGCAAACAGACCUACUGCGCAGGAGGAUCAUUCUGAAAUGAGGCUAAAUGAUCAUUCUGAAAUGAGGCUAAAUUCAAAAAUGAAUGCAAACAACUUUACCACCAAGGAGUCCCUACCUAGCUCUGCCACUUCUGGUCCAAAUGACAUGGUUUUUCUUGCAGGUUUAAAGUAG
Messenger RNA from Laccaria bicolor S238N-H82, 588 nucleotides. RefSeq lists its product as uncharacterized. The transcript is spliced from 14 exons. Bases 1 to 588 code for a protein of 195 amino acids. Lineage: Eukaryota; Fungi; Basidiomycota; Agaricomycetes; Agaricales; Hydnangiaceae. The record is from RefSeq and is a predicted model, not a curated record.